Molecule: messenger RNA, 876 nt
Organism: Malassezia japonica
Lineage: Eukaryota; Fungi; Basidiomycota; Malasseziomycetes; Malasseziales; Malasseziaceae
Exons: 1
Coding region: 1-876 (291 amino acids)
Cellular component (GO): cytoplasm; nucleus
Molecular function (GO): heat shock protein binding
Source: RefSeq, a predicted model, not a curated record
AUGGCGGAGGAAGCGGACCCCGCGACGCUCUUCUUUGGGGAGGAGGAUGUGGACUUGUACGAGGUGCUUGGCCUAAGCCGUGAGGAGAAGCCGUCCGAGGACGAUAUCCGGCGGGCGUACCGGAAAAAGGCGCUGCAGAGCCACCCCGACAAGGCGCAGCUGCGUGGCGAGGCGGACGCAGAGGCCGCUGCGCUCGCUUUCCAGCAGGUCGGCUUUGCGUACAGCGUGCUCUCGGACGCGAAGCGCCGCAAACGCUACGACACGACCGGGUCGACCAGUGACUCGAUCUUUGCCGACGAGGAGGUGGACUGGAACGAAUACUUCAAGACGCUCUGGGACGGCGAGGUGAGCCACGCGACCCUCGACGAGUUCAAGGAGAAGUACCAGGGCUCGGAAGAGGAGGAGGAGGAUAUUUUCGAGGCGUACCGCGACGGCGACGGGAGCCUCGAGCACAUCUUUGCGAACGUGCCCUGCUCCAAUAUCCUCGACGACGAGGCGCGGUUUAUCGACAUUGUGAACGGGGCGAUUGCUACCAAGAAACUACCCAAGACCAAGGCCUGGUCCUCGCUGACCACUUCAGACGGCAAGCGCGCACGCAAGGCGCUCAAGGCCAAGGCACGCCAGGAGGCGUCCGAGGCCGAAGAGUACGCCAAGGAGCUCGGCGUGCACGACCAAUUCUUUGGCAAGAAAAAGGCCAAAUCGGCGCCCAAGGCGCAGGAUGACGACGAAGAGGUCGACCUCGACGCGUUGCGCGCUGCCAUGCAGGCGAAGUCCACGCAGCGCGCCACCGACUUUGACGCCAUGAUCGGACGGCUGGAGCGCGAGCCGCGCGCCCAAGGCCCCAAUCGCAAGCGGGCAAAAGUCGCGCGCAGAUGA